Phymastichus coffea is the source of this 5242-nucleotide messenger RNA. RefSeq names its product ras-related protein Rap1 (gene Rap1). The coding region runs from base 222 to 776 and encodes 184 amino acids. The record is from RefSeq and is a predicted model, not a curated record. Gene Ontology annotation, cellular component: plasma membrane. NCBI's taxonomy places the organism in Eukaryota, Metazoa, Arthropoda, Insecta, Hymenoptera, Eulophidae. Gene Ontology annotation, molecular function: GDP binding; GTP binding; GTPase activity. The transcript has 4 exons. Gene Ontology annotation, biological process: cellular response to cAMP; negative regulation of synaptic vesicle exocytosis; Rap protein signal transduction.
GUUUGUUACAGGUGAGUGGUCGGAUCAGCAGUCGUAGGACCGUCCGUUGAGCACGUAGGCGCUAAGGCAGUCGUCGGCGUUUCUCGUCCAUGCCAAGUGCGCGUGCAACGCACACGCAUACGUCUGGCUGUUGGUGCGAAGCUGUUUUGAGGCGGUGGUGAAGACAGCAAAGCGAGGAGGACAAGCAAAUCUGUCGUUGGAAGAACGGAGGUGAUUGCAAGAUGCGCGAAUACAAGAUCGUGGUGUUGGGCAGCGGUGGCGUUGGCAAAUCCGCGCUCACCGUGCAAUUCGUCCAGGGCAUCUUCGUGGAGAAGUACGACCCGACCAUCGAGGACAGUUAUCGCAAGCAAGUCGAGGUCGACGGCCAGCAGUGCAUGCUCGAAAUACUCGACACCGCCGGCACGGAACAAUUCACGGCCAUGAGGGAUCUGUACAUGAAGAACGGCCAAGGCUUCGUGCUGGUAUACUCGAUAACGGCUCAGUCAACGUUCAACGACCUGCACGACCUGAGGGAGCAGAUACUACGGGUAAAGGAUACGGACGACGUGCCGAUGGUCCUAGUCGGCAACAAAUGCGACCUCGAGGACGAGAGGGUCGUGGGCAAGGAGCAGGGCAACAAUCUCGCCCGCCAGUACAACUGCGCCUUCAUGGAGACAUCUGCCAAAGCUAAAAUUAACGUUAACGAUAUUUUCUACGAUCUGGUGCGACAAAUCAACAAAAAGUCACCCGAGAAGAAGACAAAGCAGAAAAAGAAAUCGCUGUGCCUAGUGCUGUAAAGUAGCGGUCAGGCCUGUGCCCUGUGUUCUCGCGUUAUUAAACAAGAAACAAACAAAUUAACAAAGCAGAAGAAGCAAAGCGACAGCACCAUCAGCAAAGUUUAAUAAAAAGCAACAACAAAAUCUACAAAAGUCACGUCAUUCGAACAAAGCCGAGGAUAUACCAGUGCAUCGGUUGAGGGUUCACGGAUAAUCAGACGAACUUCAAACGAACAGAUAUUCUAUAACACACUCAUUCUAUUUCAGAGUCACAAUCGCAAACAGCAGAGAAAAACGCGACAAAAAUGAAUAAAACACUAUGUAGAGUUAACGAAAGAGCUAUGUAUUAAACACGGUAGGGCUUUAUACAUAAACAAAUGAAAACAAAGGGGAGGGCUAAUGAUCGCACGAUAAAUGCUACCGCAGUAGAUAGGAUUGUGAGAACGAGGUUAUGAGUUGUUUGCCAGGAGCCAAGAACAGAAAAUAUACCAAGAACCAAGAAAGAGGAGGAACGGAUUAUACGUGUUUGGGAAAUUUUAUGAAUAACUUGUAUAUAUAUACAUUUUUCGGUUCCGUGUUUGGCGCGCGCAACACGCCCCACAAAACGUGAUGCAGUCACGAAGAAUGAAAAAUGUCGACAGACUGUGAGAGAUAGACAAAGAGAGCGAAUUAUAUCUUUAAUCAAAAAAAAAAGAGAUAUAACGGCAUUUUUAUUCACACAUGCAGCCACACACGCGAACUUUUCAUCUUUACUUUCACAAUUAAACCUUCCUUACCCCUUUUUUUAAUUUACAUUUUUUAAUCAUCCAUUAUUAGCGGACAAGAGAUAUUAAUUAAUUGAUCGAUUAAUUAGCAUUGCAAACUAUACGAGAGGCUGAGAAUUUCUUUCGAAGAACGGUACGUGCUGCAGUGUUAUAAUUAGCGCCAGCAACGGUGUGAUUCGAAACAAAAUAAAACAAAGACGUAAGAACUAAAUGACAAUGAUAAUAAACAAAUUGCGAGAAAGUGUACGCGAGAGCGAGAGACACUUACUUUGUGUGAAUGCUGCGACGAGAGAGAUGUACGAGGGUUAAAUGACUGUGGAAAAUAUCAGCGGUGUAAUAACAACCAAACAAAAAUAACGCAUGAAAAACGCAAAAUAAGAUAUUCAGAAGUGCGCCCUUAACCGCAAUUGAUGCGCGCAUCUCUCUUAUAUAAUAUGAUAAUUAUACAUAGACGAUACAUACCAUGAGAAUAAAAAAUGAUUAUUAUCGAAGCAUCAAAAUAUUCGUAAGUUAUCGACAGUUUGUUUCUCGAUCAAUAUAUGUUUUUUUUCUAUAUCUCUCCUUAUUAAAAAAAAAGAAAAGAUAGAAAAUAAUAAAAAAAUUCAGUAAGUGUUAAAAGAACGAUUUAUUCAAAUUAUAUCGCACUCGGUGUCCUUCCCUAAACACCCGUCCCUUCAACUCUCCGAAAUAAAAACACUAUCCACCCCCUCGAAGAAGGCUUUCGUCUAGCGAACCUUGAGUCAUAUACUUGUUUAAGUGCCUUUUUUUUAAUGGAAAAAAUGAUGAAAAAAAUAACGGAGAAUGAUUUUUGCAUAAGAUUUUUUUAAUACUUUCGUAGUUAUGUAAUUGAUAGAGUUUUAAUAGAAUUCGUUUUUAAUUAUAUUCAUAAGAAUAUAGAAUUUGAUUAAUUUACGUUUUUUAAAAGAAAAAAUAACCGAGUUGGUUUAUGAACACACGAUUAAGGACAAGAGCAAAAUACUACGAGUUUUGCCAUUGAGUUUUGUGUUGGCAAGUUUUGUCGCUUUAGUUUGCUUUGUAUAAUGCAACAAAUUUUAAAAGUAACUGUGGAGAAUCAAUAAUAGUCUUCAAUUAAUAUUCUGUAUGAAGCGUGAAGGUGUGGCAAUGAAGAAUUAACAUUGUGGAUACUAAUAAAAAUAUUUUGGAAAAAUGUUUAAUCUGCUGUGUAGAUGAAUUUUGAUGUUUUGCGUAAAAAUCCUGUAAUGAAUUUAAAGAAAAUCUUAAAAAUUGUACUUCAUAACAUUUCGAUUUUCAUAUAAUCAGUGUGAUGGAACAAGUGGAAAAAAAUAAUUCGUGAAUUCCUAAAUACGACUCUGAGUAAAGUUAAUCGCAUUCCGAGUAUAGAUUUGUUAGGAGCAAUGUUUGUAUAUUCUUGUAAGAUUUUCUUGUUUCUCAUCUCUACGCGGUUAACUAACUUUAAGCGCUACGUUAUUAUUAUAAUUAUAUGCAUUAAAUUAAGGCCUUUAUACUAAUGAAGAAGAAAGCUUCGUGAAAUUGACAUCGAUGUAAUCGAUUCGUCUUUACAAAAAUACAUUUUCUUUUCAUUUAUUCGUUUUAUUCACAGAACAUUCAUUUACCUAACAAAUUUCACAACAGAGUCACAAACAAUAACAAAACAAACAUGUUUAUCAAUUAAAAAUCAUUUCCGUUGCAUAAGGAAUAUAAGGGAAAAAGCUUAAUUAUUUAUAUAUCUUUUUACACACAUUUUCUUGUUCCUUAUCUAAUGUUACUCUAAAUAACCAACUUACAAGAGAAAAGUAUCCGAUUCGAUGUUGAUUCAUAACAAAAUUUUUUCGUGUUAAACUAGCAAUCAUUCUUCAAACAUGUAGACAAAUUUUUUUUUGGUCUAACUGAUUGUACGGUGUAUGUUGAGGAUUGAAAAAAAGAAAAGAAAAAGCAUAAUGACGGUCGAGAAAUUUUAAACCAAGUUCACGGCCUUGCUAAAACACUUAUAUAUGCGAAUCUUCAUUUUCGCCGAAGUAAGUUAGUUACUUAAUUUAUAUAGCGCAAAGAAACAACAAUUCGAAUUGUGAACGACGAAGACACGGCAAUACUCCUGGUUUUUUAAGAUUCUCAUGCAAGUUCCAAACUAUAUAUACAUUUACCCUGCUUUUUACGAUGAAUCCAUUACGUUUCCAAUUGUGAACUGAAUAUUAAGAAUGCAAAAAAUUGAAUUAAUCUGCUAAACGGUUUGUUAGUAACGUAUGUAAAAAGGUGUUGCAAUAAUUUAAAACUAGUACAGUGACUUGUAAAAACAAUAAAUCAAUUUUUCGUAAAUACGUUUUUGACAAUUUAUGUUUUUACAGUUUCCUAAGCGUCAUUCCUUAUUCACCACCUCAUUAGAAUGUUUCAAAUGAUUUAUGAAAGAUAAACGUACGUUGAUAUGAAAAAAUAGGAUUUUUCAUCACAUUCACAAAUGUAGUUGGAUUAAUUAUUUAGUAAGUUUCAUUGAGUAACUAAUACAAGACUUUUUACAUUGAUUAUCAUUUCCCCAAAUAGUGAAAUAAUAAAAUAUUAUGUACGUGCUCAUACAUCCUAACGUUGUAUAUUUAAAAGAUGUCUGAAACAAAUUUCUGCACCAAAGAAAUGUAAGCAUUACCUCUGAAUGUCGAAUAAAAUUAUUAAAUUUUUUGUUCGCUAAAUAUUUAAAUUAUUUGAAUCAGAAAUAUAAUAUAUCUAGGCGCAGAAAUUUCACUGCUACUCCUGCUGCAUUCAUUGAAACUUUGAUGCCUGUUUUGCAAUAAAAGCUAUGUGCCGCUAAUCAUUUCUAUCUUAAUUUCAAAUAAGCUUUCUAUCAGAAAUCUGUCUCUUUGCAUUUUCAGGUCUUGCAGCAUUGCAAUUUCGAUUUAUAACUUUAUUAUCUUAAUUUCAACUCCUUUCAAACGAGUUAAUAAAGUGUUUUCUCGUAAAUUUUUUCUUCAAGUCAUGCUAGUAGAACAUUUUCAUAUUACAAAUUUUCGAUAUUUUUAAAAUAACCUUUCUUCAUUUUAAAAUGCUCGAAUCUGUAUAGAUUGCAAUAAUCAUUUUCUAAAUAGUAAUAUUACAACUAUUAAAAUUUAUAUAAACGACAUGUUCCAAGUAUUUUAUUAUCAUGUUCAAUAUAUUUUUUUUAAUUAACUAAGUUGGUCAUUCUUUUUUCGAUUAUUUGAGUGAUUCUUGAAAAAAUUAUUGACACGAGGAAAGAAAACAUUGAGUUGGUGAUCGAAGAAGCUAUCUAUAAAAUAUUUAAACUUUGAGCUUUCGUAUAACAAUUAUCGAGAAAGUUUGAUGGAAUCAAAUUGAAGUUUUUAAUGAAUGAAAAUUGUAUAUUGUGCUACUUCAUGAAUAUAAGCAUUCGUUUUUAAUACUCCGUAAUUGAGGGUAGUAGGCAAAAUUACACUAUAGUUUUUAUUUUAUUGUACAAUCGACUCUCUCUUCGUAAGGUUUGUGCCAUCGCGUCGUAUAAGUGCGUCGUAUGAACAUUCUCACCUCGCGAGCCAACGAUUCAAAAACGACUUUGUUUUCUUAGGACGUUUCCAAAAAGUACACAUCAAGUCCUGCAAACUCCAAUUCCACAAUCACAUCUUUGUACGCAUAAUACGAAACGAAUCACUGCAUGGAUUCGUAUAUACACAAUUAUUGUCUCCGUGGGAGUCUCCAUGAGCGAUUCUUGGAUAUUGCAAAAUCAAUGGAGCAUCGAAUUCUUUUUUCUAUGACGCACUAAUA